AUGGCUGAGAAUCAAAAUUUGGCUAUGAGAAACAUGGUGAGCAAUGAAACUGAAGAUGGGUCUGGUUCUGUGUCAGAGUUGCUUGAGUUGAUGCAUGUGGAGAAGUGUUCCAAAUCCAUAGGAAGAGAUGUGAGCAUUGUGACUGAUAAGUUGUGGAAGAAAUUCCAAGGAAGAGAAUUUCUUCCACAACUUAUCAGUCACUUUCAACUUUCAAGUGCUAAUGUUGUGGUCCAAAGUAUGAGGGAAAGGAAGGUGUGGUUAAAGUGGGAGACAUUAUAUGAAGCAAUACUGAAGGAAACUGUGGAGUUUGAGAACAAAGUGAGUGAUCGGAUUAGGCAACUUUACAAGAAAGAGAAUGAGAGAAAACUGAGUAGGCAACUCAAGGUUUGCGAAGUGGUGAAACCCAUCACAAAAAAAGAGGGGAUGCAAUGA
Quercus robur (English oak) is the source of this 432-nucleotide messenger RNA. RefSeq lists its product as uncharacterized. The transcript is spliced from 2 exons. The record is from RefSeq and is a predicted model, not a curated record. Gene Ontology annotation, cellular component: elongin complex; nucleus. Gene Ontology annotation, biological process: transcription elongation by RNA polymerase II. Lineage: Eukaryota; Viridiplantae; Streptophyta; Magnoliopsida; Fagales; Fagaceae. Bases 1 to 432 code for a protein of 143 amino acids.